Messenger RNA from Balaenoptera acutorostrata (minke whale), 1756 nucleotides. RefSeq names its product beta-ureidopropionase 1 (gene UPB1). Gene Ontology annotation, molecular function: beta-ureidopropionase activity. The transcript is spliced from 10 exons. NCBI's taxonomy places the organism in Eukaryota, Metazoa, Chordata, Mammalia, Artiodactyla, Balaenopteridae. The record is from RefSeq and is a predicted model, not a curated record. The coding region runs from base 45 to 1220 and encodes 391 amino acids.
GCCGUCAGGCAGUUUGCGUCUAAGGAAACGUGCGGACUUCAGCCAUGGCCGGGGCUGGAUUUGAGUCGCUGGAGCGGUGCUUGGAGAAGCAUCUGCCACUCACAGACCUGCAGGAGGUCAAACGCAUUCUCUAUGGCAAAGAGACCAGGAAGCUCGACCUGCCCAGCAGGGCUUUUGAAGCCGCCUCCAAAGGGGACUUUGAGCUGCAGGGCUAUGCCUUUCAGGCUGUGGCGGAGCAGCAGAGGAGGCCCCGGACCGUGCGCAUGGGGCUCGUUCAGAACAGAACCCCCCUCCCCGCGGACACCCCUGUGGUGAAACAGGUCACUGCCCUGCACAGACGCAUCGAGGCCAUCGUAGAGGUGGCUGCCAUGUGUGGAGUCAACAUCAUCUGUUUCCAGGAAGCAUGGACUAUGCCCUUUGCUUUCUGUACGAGAGAGAAGCUUCCAUGGACGGAAUUUGCCGAGUCAGCAGAGGACGGGCCCACCACGAAGUUCUGUCAAGAGCUGGCGAGGAAGCAUGACAUGGUGGUGGUGUCCCCCAUCCUGGAGCGAGACACGGAACAUGGGGACAUCUUGUGGAACACAGCCGUGGUGAUCUCCAACUCUGGAGCCAUCCUGGGCAAGACGAGGAAAAACCACAUCCCCAGAGUGGGCGACUUCAAUGAGUCCACAUACUACAUGGAGGGAAACCUGGGCCACCCCGUGUUCCAGACUCAGUUCGGGAGGAUCGCCGUGAACAUUUGCUACGGGCGGCACCACCCCCUCAACUGGCUCAUGUAUAGCAUCAACGGUGCUGAGGUCAUCUUCAACCCCUCGGCCACCAUCGGAGCACUCAGUGAGUCCCUGUGGCCAAUCGAGGCCAGAAACGCAGCCAUCGCCAAUCACUGCUUCACCUGCGCCAUCAACCGGGUAGGCGAGGAGUUCUUUCCGAACGAGUUCACCUCUGGGGAUGGCAAGAAAGCUCACCGGGACUUCGGCUACUUUUAUGGCUCAAGCUACGUGGCGGCCCCUGAUGGUAGCCGCACCCCCGGGCUCUCCCGCAACCGGGAUGGGCUGCUGGUCACCGAGCUCGACCUCAACCUCUGCCGGCAGGUGAAUGACAUCUGGGGCUUCAAGGGUAGGUCCCAAGAAAUGGAAUUCACUGUGUUGAAAAGCAUGAACGUCUUGUCGAGAACUGGGAAGAAUCUGAGAUCUUACCCUAUGUGCAAGCUGAUGAGUUAGCUGACCUCAGUUUCAUGGAUGCUCAGCAAAAGACACAACACUCCUGGAUCAGAGACAAAGGACUUCGUUACAACAAUAGCAGCAGCCAGAGUACCAGCAUUUUCUUGCAGGAGUUCCCUGAGCCCCAAUUCCCACAAGACAACACAAAGAGGGCCAAGUGACUCCUACACACACAGUGAGUUGCAUUAAGGAGAGAAAGGGAAAAAGAGAGAUGAGAGCUUAGAGAAUUUGACUCUUUUAUAUCGGAUGGUAAAGUAUGUCUGCUCCUUGUUCUAAAGACAGACGCUGCCCCUCUCUACCAAGGUCGCAAGAACACCUAUGCUUUGCUCUGGAGGGAGACCUAUCUCUAUCUUACAAGGCUGUUGGCUCUGCAGACAUCCUUGAAAAAUAGUCUGGGACAAAGGCAUUCAUGGUUUUAGCUCGCAAGUCAGGCAGAAACUCGAGAAAUGUGAGAGACCCACAACGAUAACUUCCAAAAAUAACCACCCCUCAUUUCUACACCAUCUUGACUUCUGGCAACUUCCCCAUGAGUGUAC